AAUUAAAGACUCCUAGAAAAAAACAUUCAGUUGUUUGGAAGAUAGACGCCCGCUAACAUAGUAACUUAAACUUUUAGGUUUAUUGAUUAAGUUAAAUUUGUUUUCAGUGUUUUAAUUAGUUAAUUAAUAAAGCAACAACCAAAAAUGAAACAAGUGUGGUUUGGAAUGGUUUGUGUGAUUUUCGCACUUCAAUUUGUUAAUGGACAAGUUCCAUUUCCCGGCGAAUGCCCUGAGGUGAAAGUCCAACAAGACUUCCAACUUGCCGAUUACAUGGGAGUCUGGUACGAAUACGAGAAGUAUCCAUUUGUUUUUGAAAUUGGCAAAAAAUGUAUGUAUGCGAUAUACAAUAAAACCAGCGAAGAUUCUAUAUCGGUUGUAAAUACUGCGAUUAAUAGAAUAACCGGCAACCCAUCGAAUACUACUGGAACAGCAAAGGUCAUUGCUUCUGGACAACUCUCAGUUUCAUUUCCAAAGUCAAAAUCUGCAAAUUCCACUAAAGUCAACUAUGAGGUCUUAGAAACAGAUUACGAAACCUAUGCAGUUGUUUAUUCAUGCAGCAGUGUAAUGCGAAUGGCUCAUACGAAGGUGAUUUGGGUGCUGACACGUGAUCAGAAUCCUGCAGCAUCAGUUAUUGAAAAAGCUGAAGCUGUUAUUGAUGCGAAUAAAUUGAGUAAGGCAUUCCUUAUGAAGACCAAACAAACCGAUUGUAAUGACAAAGACGAUGAACCAGAGCCAUCACCAGAAAAUGGCCCAGGAGAGAUGACAACAGUUGCACCAAACCCAGCUUGAAUGAUGGAACCCGUUAUGGGUGCUUAAAAUUAAUUGGAAUUUAAAAAAUCGAUUUGUUAAUACUAAAAAAAAAUUGCUCUCUAGUUUACUUUUAACAAGAAUUUAUUUUAAAAAAUUUGUAAAUCUAAAAGACUGUGAAUAAUUGGCUUUGUUUUGAAGUAAAUAAAACAAAAAUCUGUCCAA
Eupeodes corollae is the source of this 972-nucleotide messenger RNA. Its product is annotated as apolipoprotein D-like. The record is from RefSeq and is a predicted model, not a curated record. Gene Ontology annotation, molecular function: pigment binding. Bases 145 to 789 code for a protein of 214 amino acids. Lineage: Eukaryota; Metazoa; Arthropoda; Insecta; Diptera; Syrphidae. The transcript is spliced from 6 exons.